ACGACCGUUGUGCGUACGCGGCCGACCGGGAUGUGAAGAUGGCGGACGGGCAGGAGGACCUGGAACGGGGCGAGGAGAGCGCGACCGGGCUCGGGGACAAAGGCGCGGGCCUCAUGGAGCUCACGGCACGCCUGGAGAGGCUGGAGGCCCCGCUGAGGCAGCGGGAGCAGCCCGCCGAGGAGUCCGCCGAGUACUGCCGGGCCUUCUGCACGACACUGCUGGAGUAUGUAGGACAGUGGAGGAGUGAUGAAGACCCUUGGCCUGUUCUGGAGGGAUACGCUGUGGCUCUGCUGAGUUUUGCCCGAGCAUCCACACACCUCUCCUCACAGUGCGAAAAUGCUCCAGUCCUGAUUGAGAAACUUUCACAGACCUGUGUGGAGCUUCUGCUUUCAAUACAUGUUGCUUUUCCAGAGGUGUUAUGGAAGCAGUUUCGAAGCUCUGUGGAGAUGGCUCAUUCUCUCCUGCAGGAGAAUGGCAUUCCUCAGCUACGACUGCUUACUGCAAUCACUCACGAACAAGGCGUUUGGGCUAACAGCACACUACUCAGCAUUUUCAAUGAAGAGACUCCAGAAGACAAAGUCUAUGAGUUCUUUACUCAUGAAGGCCCAGAGCUGCUGCACAUGCGAUUGAAGUACCUAAUUAAAGAGAACUGCAUGGACAAGGCUGCUCUGCUGGCUAAAGCGUGUGCAGAUUUCCCUGAGUUUGACGGAAAGAGGGUCCAGUUCAGGCAGAUUUAUCUUGUUUGCCUGUGCACUGUUGCUCCACAGCAAAUGCUGAUGGAGGAGCUGUCAAAGGUGGACUGUCGGGAUGCUUUGGAGAUGAUUUGUAACUUGGAGGCGGAUGGAGAUGAGAAAGGAGCUUUCACGAUGUGCACAGGCUUUUUGAGCCGACAGCUCCUCCAGGAGGACACCUACUGCGCUUGGGAAUUGACUCUCUUCUGGAGCAAACUUCUGAAGCGAUUAGAGACUUCAGAGCAGGGUUUUUUAGAGAGGUGCAGGCAGAUGUCUCGCCUGGCCAAAACUGUGUUUCACCUGCUGUUUUUCAUAAAAGUGAUCCAGUCAGAGUUGGACAAAACUGGAUUGCCGGCCUGCAUAGAGAUGUGUGUGAGCGCUCUCCGAAUGGAGUCCUGCGAAGGAACCAACAAGGCCACCGUCUGCAAAACCAUCUCAUGCCUGCUGCCUGAUGACCUGGAAGUGAAACGAGCUUGUCAGUUGACUGAGUUUCUUCUGGAGCCAACAGUUGACUCAUAUUAUGCUGUGGAAACGCUCUAUAAUGAACCAGAUCAGAAGGUUGAGGAGGAGAGCCUUCCAAUACCCACUUCUCUACGUUGUGAACUUCUCCUCGUUUUCAAAACCCAGUGGCCGUUUGACCCCGAGUUCUGGGACUGGAAGACACUAAAGCGACAUUGCUUAGGUCUAAUGGGUGAGGAGGCAUCUAUCGUGUCCUCCAUUGAUGAGCUGAACGAUGAUCAUCCAGAUGCUCUGGAUGAUUCAGGCUUGCCUCAGGAGUUCAAGGAUGUUUCCGAGUACUUUCUGGAUGCUACAAAUGAACUUAAGGAAAUCGAAGACCAGAAGCAGAAAAAUAGAGAAAUUAAGAAGCUAAGGGAGAAAGGGUUUGUAUCGGCUAGGUUUAGAAAUUGGCAAGCUUACAUGCAAUAUUGUGUUUUGUGUGACAAGGAAUUUCUCGGUCACAGAAUAGUGCGUCACGCACAGACUCACUUCAAAGAUGGAUGUUAUACCUGUCCAAUAUGUGUACAGACUUUUGAAACGAGAGAAACUCUAGACCCACACGUUGCGUCGCAUGUAAAGAUGUCUUGCAAAGAACGUCUUGCAGCGAUGAAAACCACUAAGAAACUGGCAAAUGAAAAACUUGCCAUCCCAGCCAUUUCUGCAUUGAAUGGCAAAAGCGGAGACAAUCUGUCUCGAAAGACCAAACCGAAAAACUUAAAUGGAGACUUUGAUGGAUUCUACAAUGGAGAUGGGAUGGGCUCUCAGAAGGAUGGUGCUGGAGCAGAUGGGAAAGGUGGCAACAUUUGCCCUGUCCCAAAUUGCAGGAGGGGGUUCAAGUACUUUCGGAAUCUUAUUGCCCAUGUGAAGGAUCACGGGGACGUUGAAGAAGCUAAACGAUUUCUUGAAAUGCAGAACACAAAGAUAGUUUGCCAAUAUUGCCGGCGUCACUUUCUUAAUGUCAGUCACCUCAAUGAUCAUCUUCAGGUCCAUUGUGGCGCUAAGCCUUAUAUUUGCAUUCAGGUGAAUUGCAAAGCUAGCUUUGACUCUAAUGCUGAGCUUCUUGUGCACAGAAAAAAUCAUCCGGUGUUCAAGGCAAAGUGCAUGUUUCCUGGCUGUGGAACAGUUUUCAGCGAGGCUUUUAAACUCUACGACCACGAGGCGCAACAUUAUAAAACGUUUACGUGCAAAGUGCCUGACUGUGGUAAAGUGUUUCAUUCUCAGUCUAAGUUAGAUAUGCACGAAGAGAGCCAUAACGCUAAGAAAGAAGAAGUACAUGAUCCCGAGAGCCAAGUUGCUUCUUUUGAACCUCGUCCUGACCAGACCAGGUCACCAGCUGAGGCUGCUGACCAGCUUGACACCUUUGCGGAUCCCCUGUUAAACUCCAGUUGUGCGUUGAGCCCUUCAAGUCAGAUGGCCAACAUGGUGAAAGUCAAGCACUCCAUUGAAAGCAUGCUCAGCAGUGCUGGUCCAGAAGCCACUCAAGCAUUUGACCCUGGAACACUCAAAUCUGAACCACCCGACCCAGAUCUUAAUGAACAACAGACCAUGAACAACAUGGAGACCCAGCUGAUUCAGCCUCCUGUCAACCCUGCCAUGUCUCAUUUGACUGAAUCCAGACCAGAGGAGUCCUUGCUGGACGUAUUGAUGAAUGACCCAGUCCUAGCUUCAUCUUGCCCAGUUCCCCAAACAUCCUCCUAUCAGAACAUUCUAGAGGACUUUCAGCCACCCCCCUCAAGUGAUGUUUUGCAGGGUCAAAUGCAGACAACAAAUUCUGUGUCGCACACCCGGCCUCCAACACUGUACAACAGUGCAAACACUGAAUAUGAACAAUAUAGUCCCAGUCCUGUGGCCCAUGUUCAGACACCGUAUCAAGUCCCGUUUAGAAAUAGCAUGGCAUCCCUAGCACACACUACCCACAGUAGUACCCCAGUGAUUCCAGUGCCUCAGAAGCUUCCUCCACAAGUCGCUUCUUUUCCCACCAACAUGCAGGUUUCUAAAAGUAGUCCAGCUCAACCAGUGCACACAAAUAGCACUGGACCAGCAGAGGAGGAGAAAGAGAAAUUCAAGUGUGCUUUUGAAAAUUGUUCUCGGGAAUAUUGUUCCUUCAGAAGCCUAACCAAGCACAUGAAGGCACUUCACCCAGAGUUUUACACCCAGUGGAAGCUAGACAGAAAGAAUAACAGGGCGCAACAAAUCGCAAACAAAUCUGCGUCACUAAAUGGCAAUCCUAAUUCAGCUGCAUCCUUGCAGAACAAGUUGGGUCCAAGAAUUCCUGCUCAAACAGCACAAGUGCAAAACCUGACUUGCCACAAUGCUUACUCAGCAAGCUGCCCAAAACCCAGUUAUCCCUCUACCUCUUCCCACCUGCCGGCCUCCACUAGCCAGCCUUUCCCCAAUCAAAUGGAGAGUAUAUUGGAUCCCAUUGUGCUUUCACAGUUGGGACACACUGCAAGUGAGUCUCAUAUUGCGCUUGACCCUUCAUGGAAUUCUGUCUCUGUCAACAAUUCGCGUCAACAGCGGACUGGCCAAUCCCAAGCCGUGAAUGCAAAUGUUAAUGUCCCUGCAAGUGGCCACCUUACCCCUCACAUGAAUAUUGUUGCACAAGGCCAAGGUUCAGAUAGUCAGAGGCAAGGAAUUGCCUACCCUUCGGUGCAGAUUCAAAGUAAUGCCCCAUGUACAUUUGUCCCACCACAAACAGACUUUACCCAAAGGCUCAACAAUCCAGCUGUAAAGGGUCACCACGGCAAUUCACCUGCAUCUUCCUAUACUAUGCCAUCCAAGAGCAAUCCUGUACCUUUUGUCAAACAUCCUGAGUCUGUGGUGAAACUGGAGAGAACUUUAUCACCUCCAGAGUGUUCCCAAGGAAGCACCUCUUCAGCUCUGUCCAAUUCUCAAGAUAGUGGUGGUGUCAGUUCCACAAAUGGUGGCGACAUUAAAAAAGUCAAAAGAAGCAGAAGAACAAAGUGGCCUGCCAUCAUCAGAGAUGGGAAGUUCAUUUGCUGUAGGUGCUUUAGAGAAUUCCAGAGUCCUAAAUCUCUUGGUGGACAUUUAUCUAAACGUUCUCACUGCAAAGGCUUUGAUGAUACGGACUUGAGUGCAGACCUGCCCAUCUCAUUUCUUGAUCUGCUGAACUCUCCUGUGACCACACCUCAGCCCAGUCCAUCUGGACAUCUAAACUCCAGCCAGCCAUUUCAUGCAGUCAGCAAAGGUCCACUUGAUCCAAAACUAUUCCCCAAUGUCACUUUCCUACAUGGUAAGGAUUCCCCAUAUGCUAGCAGUGGUAAGCCCAACACUGAGGUCAUCAAACAAAUUUCCUCCAAUCUGUGCGAGUCUGUUGGAGUUGGACAGCAGACAUUUACCAAUGCAUCUGUCCCUUACCCUCAAGAUGGGCAAAGCAGUGUGAUUCAACACACUGGGAAAAUCAAAGAAAAUAUUAGUCAGCAUCAGAUGAAAUAUACACAGCCCUGCAAUCCCUUGUAUUCUGACAGCAACCUUUCAGACCCCCUUCUUUCUCGUUUGAUGGAUGAAGAUAUUUCUUCUGCCUCUUGUAACAGAGCUCCCACUGACCAAAUUGACAAAAUUCUUCACAAUGAAACUCUUAACAAAAUGAAGGAGCUCGCAGACAGAUCUACCAAUAUGAACACAAGUGGGUUAUCUAAUGAUGGUCUUCUGGCUGCCAUGGCUAGUCUUGCUCAAAAUUUGGUGUCUGAAAAGAGUGUCAAGGAAAAACUUAGAGAGCAGAUACUAGCUGGAGAUUUCCACAAGAAAAGUAGUGUGUGUCCAGGUCAACAGUGCACAGUCAACAGUGCUGACAGUGGAAGUUUUCAGAGCUCAGCUGCCUCAAGUCCUGCAAUGGGCGUUCCUCAGCAAGCAACUCCUGUGAUCCAAAAGGUUCCUCAGAGUGACCAUCAUUUUGAAAAUAAACCUUUCUCUGAGCAAACUAGGACUGUUACAGCAGCUGAAGGCCAAGCACAAAUCUCUGCGGCAUCUGUUUCUACAGACAGCAUCGAUGAUGCUGCAUCCCCUAAUUCAGUUAUACAGCAAGAUCAUGAAGUGACAGAAAUUCAGAAAGCACUUGAAAGAUUGAAUUUGGAUAGAGAAGUCCCUGAACAGGAAAUGGUCAUUAGUAGACCUUCAGAAACAUCUGGAUUACCUAAAACCACAGAUGCAAUGAAUCCCAGAGAUCCCGGAGAUGUUAUGAAUCCCAGAGAUGUUAUGAAUCCCAGAGAUCCUAUGAAUCCCAGAGAUCCCAGAGAUGUUAUGAAUCCCAGAGAUCCCAGAGAUGUUAUGAAUCCCAGAGAUCCCAGAGAUGUUAUGAAUCCCAGAGAUCCCAGAGAUGUUAUGAAUCCCAGAGAUCCCAGAGAUGUUAUGAAUCCCAGAGAUCCCAGAGAUCCUAUGAAUCCCAGAGAUCCUAUGAAUCCCAGAGAUCCUAUGAAUCCCAGAGAUCCUAUGAAUCCCAGAGAUCCUAUGAAUCCCAGAGAUCCUAUGAAUCCCAGAGAUCCUAUGAAUCCCAGAGAUGUUGUAAACUCCACAGAUAGUAUGAGCUCCACAGAUGCCAUGAACCCCACUGUCGAGAGACCUGGCUACCUUUGUGACACCAGUAGUUGUGGUUACAGAGCUAUGACAAAGGAUGCCAUGUUUAAACAUCUCAGCAAACUCCAUAACUACACUAAAGACAUGCUCAGUCAGUACAGGAAAGACCAGGUUAAGUUAGCUCCUUUUAUUUGUCAAGUAUGUAACAAAAAUUUCACGCGAAACUCAAACCUGAGAGUCCAUUAUCAAAGUGUUCACAGUUUUUCACAAGAGCAGAUCAUGGAGAUAAGAAAGAAGCAACAGCAGCAGCAGCAACAAUGUCGAGGAUUAUUGGAGGGUGAAGGUAGUCCUUGUCCCACACCAAACGUCACAGAUUUGCUUGGUUCAAAUGAUGGUCCAGUACAACAGAGAACCUCUAAUAUUGGGCAACAGAAACACAUUGAUGGUACUGGCCAGAAAGGCCUUGUGAUUGCUAAUGAAGGAAUUAAAUCUGAAUUCGGUCACCAGACUUUUGUAAGGCAACCUACUCCAUUGAACCGUAAUCUCCCAGGGACUAUGCACUCAGCCCCAUCCAGUAGUAAGACAGCCAUUUAUCCAUCAGUGAUAAAGUCUGGUCCUUCCUUGAUGACUGCCUCAAGCAUGGAGCAACAGUUAAAUGGGCAGUUCGUGCCAAGACCAUUUGCACCUAGCCAGAACCUCCAUCAGACUCCAUCUGGAGGAUUUCUGCAUACAGGUGCACCCGCAGGUGCACCCCUAGAGGCCCAGACUACAGCACUGAUUGCCUCGCCAGGUACUCUGUCCCAAGACAAACAAGCUAAACUGGUAAAACCUCGACCACCAAAACCAAGGGAAAUACCCAAAAAGCCUAAAGAGAAGAAAACGGACCCAGAUGAUGUUUUUAGCCCCUACAGGCCUUAUCGUUGUGUUCAUCAAGGCUGCGUUGCUGCUUUCACUAUCCAGCAAAAUUUGAUUCUCCAUUACAAAGCUGUACAUCAGCCUGACCUUCCUAAAUUUGAAGUCAAUAAUGACGAAGACGAAGAUGAAGAAAAUGACGAAGAUGAAGAGACUAACGAAAACGAGGAGGAUCAUGACCUACCUGACGGUGAAGUAGCUGAAGUGGAAGAGCUUCGGUGUCAAGUCAAAGACUGCUCGAGAAUAUUCCAGGUGGUUACAGACCUGCUGCAACAUUAUUUGCAGCUCCACAAGCUGAGCCUGGACUCAGCGGGUGCUAUGAUGUCUUGCAUAAAUUUGGGCAGGUUUCAGUGUGACCAGCCAAAUUGUACAGUUACCUUUACAGCAUUCUGGAAGUAUAUUGGCCACAUUGACAAAGAACAUAAGGAUGCUAAGGUCUCUAAAGUAGAGGCUGUAGAGGGACUGUUCCACUGUGACGUCGAGGGUUGCGACUGCGCUUACUCAACACGGUCAAAUCUACUGCGGCACACCAUGAAAAAACACCAGGAUAUUUACAAACUCCAGCUGAUGAACUCGAAAGGUGUCAAACUUGGUCGUCCUCGAAAGAACCCUUAUCCUUUCCUUGAGAAGGAAAAUAGAGAAAUUAACAGGAAACUUGAAAAGAAGGGGCUAGAUAAGAAGAGAAAAGAAAAAAAGAACAACCACUGGACAAAAUAUGGAAAACCUAUUUUAAAAACUAAGGAGGAGGCCUCUGCCGUGUGCACAAAGAGGUUUCCGUUGCAGUACCCCUGCAUGAUCAAAGGCUGCGAAACAGUGGCUAGCUCUGAAAGAAAUAUAAUAAAACAUUACGUCCAGCAUGGCCUGCCAAAACAGUAUUUGGAGGAGCAAAGGAGCAACUACAUUCACUGCAAGAAAUUGCCCCGCUCAAAGUACAAGCGCAUAACCGCGAGGAGUGACGAUACAGAUAAGUCAGAGGAAAGCUCUGUCGAGACGUCAGAGAACGAGAAGCCUUCAAACAAAGCGCCUAGGGAGUCUGAGUUUUCAAAGCUGACUUCAGAAAAGGAGAGCACAGAAGACGCAUAUGUUUCAGACAGCAAGCCUUCCACUGACGCGAGCUCCGAUAUCUCUGUGGUGGUCAAGCGCAAAAGAGGACGUCCACGCAAGUUGGCGCAUAACAGAAACAAGCCGAUUACUCACAAGAGAGUGACGAGGUUAAGAACUGCGCACAGUUAUUCUGUUAACUAUGCCGACAUCAACUCUGACUCCACGUCGUCCAGCGCCACACUGGCGCAAGAAGAAGCCUGUGAGGGUUCUAAGAUGAGCACUUUUAAGCCACUGGGCUUUGAGGUGUCUUUCCUUCAGUUCCUGGAGCAGUCUAGACAGCCAUUAGGAAAGAGGAAAGCUUCAGUGACCUUGGACGCCAACAUGUACAAGAGACACCCUACUUUCCAGUUAAAGACUGCCUCAGUUGUGUGCAGUAGGUCUGAUGUACUGAAACUUGUUGAGUUCAAAAACCCUCAAAAGCUAACCUGUCUUAGUAACGUGAAGUUUGAGGUGCACCGAAGUUUUUCAAGUGUAUUUGAACUGUUGCUCAAACAGCUGCAUGAAAUGCGCCCUGCUGUGGUAAUUCAAAAAGAGGAGUCAUCUGCUGAUAAAAGUUAAGGGACGGCACACGGGGGCAUGAAAUGGUUCAAAAGUGAGAUGGAAUCUGUAUUUGGACAAUAAAUGUACUGAUUGAGUAGUGUUUGUCGAACAAAUUGCUGGAAUGUUUUUUUUUUUUCUUUGUUUUUUUUGUUUGUGAAACAGUACAUGCCCUUGAUAUUAAUAGACACUCGCUAAUCACUGAAGAGAACUGUGUGUAUUAAACUCAUUUUAUAGCUGAUGACUAAAACAGCAGAUAAUUAUAUACCUCUGAAGCAUGCCCUUAUAAAGCUACACAUAUUGUUGCCUUUGGAGAUGAACUUGUAAAGGAACAACAAAGGUUUUACUUUUUAAUUUUCUACAGGACUCUAUUUACUUUGAAAGUGAAAUAGCCCCUGUUCCAGUUGGAUUGGAAAUUCUGUAGUGCAGUGUGUAGAUGAUAACUGUUUUGGUCUCGUUGAACUUGCAUUGUAAAUUUGAAAUCGUCUAUAAUGUUGUCUGUGUGCACAUAACGGUUCUCUGUAUAAUUACUGCCACCAGCAGUCUGUACCUUAAACAACUGAGACCAAUUUAUUACAGCUUGCCUUUUGUA
Messenger RNA from Astyanax mexicanus (Mexican tetra), 8907 nucleotides. RefSeq names its product zinc finger protein 292b (gene znf292b). Bases 39 to 8336 code for a protein of 2765 amino acids. Gene Ontology annotation, molecular function: DNA-binding transcription factor activity, RNA polymerase II-specific; DNA binding. The transcript has 8 exons. NCBI's taxonomy places the organism in Eukaryota, Metazoa, Chordata, Actinopteri, Characiformes, Acestrorhamphidae. Gene Ontology annotation, cellular component: nucleus. Gene Ontology annotation, biological process: regulation of transcription by RNA polymerase II. The record is from RefSeq and is a predicted model, not a curated record.